Trematosphaeria pertusa is the source of this 936-nucleotide messenger RNA. RefSeq names its product lytic polysaccharide monooxygenase. The record is from RefSeq and is a predicted model, not a curated record. Lineage: Eukaryota; Fungi; Ascomycota; Dothideomycetes; Pleosporales; Trematosphaeriaceae. The transcript has 4 exons. The coding region runs from base 177 to 797 and encodes 206 amino acids.
CCACCAUGCAUUCCGGGCCUCUAUUCUUGGUGCCUUGGCUAUGGUUCUUCAGUCCCUGGCGCCUCGUGAAUGCACACUGUACGUUACCUUCAAUGGCAUGCAUUCACGCACACCUCGUCCCCCAUGCAAGCUGACCUCCCGGUUCUACGCGGAUUACAGAUGUUUUCAGCCGUUUCAUGUUCAACAACACUGUGACCGAGCAAUGGGAAUACGUUCGCAACAUAACGGCCGGCUUCGCCGCCGAUGACGCCCUAGCGCAAGACCAAUACAUGCCCUACUACGACAUCUACGACGCAAAUAUACGCUGCGGCCGGGGCGCCGCAACAUCCGGCCCAGGCACCAGAACCGCCACCGUGCUCGCCGGCGACGAAGUGGGCUUCGUAGUAGGCCGGAGUGCAGACGAGCCUCUCGAACCUUACAUCAUCUACCACAACGGCCCCGGCCAAGCGUACUUAAGCAGGUCGCCGACAGAUGAUUUGGAUGGGUAUGAGGGAGACGCGGAGUGGUUUAAGAUAGCUUACCUCGGGCCCAAAAACGACUCCUACUGGCUCACGCGCGACCAGACUGGCAUGAACUUCAUCCUUCCCCGCACAACACCACCAGGGAAAUAUAUCCUGCGAGUCGAACAUCUCUACGUGCGUCCCGCCUUCAACACGACGCAAUUCUACAUCGCGUGUGCGCAGAUUGAAGUUCUGGGGCCGGGGGGAGGGAGUCCGGGACCGCUGGUGAAGUUUCCGGGGGCGUAUAAUUUGUCGGAUCCCGGUAAGUUAUGUCAUCGUUGUGCAGCUGGACCGUGACUGAUGGAGAGGGGGACACAGGGAUCUGGGUUCCAGAGCACAUCUAUGAGUGGCCGGAGACGGGGCUGUUGGGGUAUGUGCCGCCGGGGCCGCCUGUGUGGAGUGGGUAGCGAAGGGUUUGAGGCGGGGAGGGCGAAGG